AAACAAGAUGGCGGCGUUCAUGUGAAGGUUUUGCUCAUGAGGUUUUGUGUCUUUUGAUGUUUAGAAAUUGGCGAAACUUCGUUGUUAUUGUUGCAAGUUGUAACCAUGGAAUCAGGUGGACGAUAUGCGCAGUUGAAUAGCUAGAAACCGAUGUAUAGAACGUUAUUUUUGCGAGAAUGGACGCAAAUGUGUGAACAAGAAAGUACACGGUACAUCUGAAAAACCGUUCUUCGGCCGUCGGGUUGAGCUGAGUCCGUACUAAUAAUCCAGUAUGACGGAAGACAGGUGGUUUCCGAUCGCUAAGAAUGCAUACGAUCCCUUGAAGGCUGGCAGUAUUGAUGGCACAGACGACAUUCCACACGACAAAGCCAUUCAAAGAGCAAUGAGUGCUAAAUAUAAACCGAACAAGGCUAUAACUGGGGAUGCCGAGAAGACUGUGUUUGUUGCUAGAUUGAAUUUAAACACCACAGAAGAAACAAUUGAGAAGACAUUCUCUAGAUAUGGAGAGAUAAAACGAUUAAAAUUAGUUCGAGACAUUGUGACUGGCUUCUCAAAGGGUUAUGCGUUUGUUGAGUACUGCAGCCAGAAGUCUGCUGAGCGAGCAGAACGAAAAGCCGAUAAAUUGAUAGUUGAUGGGAGUGAAUUGUUCGUUGAUUUAGAAUGUGAACGAAAAUUGAAAGGUUGGAUACCAAGAAGAUUGGGUGGAGGCUUUGGAGGCAGGAAGGAAUCUGGACAAUUACGGUUUGGUGGGAAAGACAGA
This is a messenger RNA of Saccoglossus kowalevskii, 760 nucleotides long. Its product is annotated as U11/U12 small nuclear ribonucleoprotein 35 kDa protein-like. The record is from RefSeq and is a predicted model, not a curated record. Lineage: Eukaryota; Metazoa; Hemichordata; Enteropneusta; Harrimaniidae. Gene Ontology annotation, cellular component: precatalytic spliceosome. Gene Ontology annotation, biological process: mRNA splicing, via spliceosome. Gene Ontology annotation, molecular function: mRNA binding; snRNA binding.